Eutrema salsugineum is the source of this 1961-nucleotide messenger RNA. RefSeq lists its product as uncharacterized. The record is from RefSeq and is a predicted model, not a curated record. Bases 330 to 1616 code for a protein of 428 amino acids. Gene Ontology annotation, molecular function: nucleic acid binding; zinc ion binding. The transcript has 2 exons. Lineage: Eukaryota; Viridiplantae; Streptophyta; Magnoliopsida; Brassicales; Brassicaceae.
GCAGAAAAUUUUCUCUCUCCUCUGCGUAACAACUAUUUCACACCGCCAUUGAAAUUUCUUCUUCCGAGCUCAAUUCAUCUUCAUUAGAGCUUUGAUUGGUGAUGAUGAGUGUUUCCCAGAGUGAAUUCCAUCUUGCUUUCCUUCUGAAUCUUGUUCUUCUAGUUAUCUCGAUUCUUCAAUCAGCGAUUACAUCGAUCGUUGUGUCUGUUCUUUCACAUUUUCUUUGACCUAGUUUGUGCCAAUCCUUCAUUUUCUGGCAUUUUUGUUUCUUUCAUCUGUUUGAAUAACAUUGAUUAAUUCAGUUCUUAAGUUUCUGUUUGUGAAUCGCGAUGUCGUCAAAUCCAAAUCCAUCGUCAUUUCCAGCUGGAUCUAGAAACUCUUCACAUCAACUCGAUCAAUAUGAGAAUCCGUAUUUUCUACAUAGCUCCGAUCAUGCUGGACUCGUUCUUGUUUCCGAUCGCGUAUCUUCAGGAGCUGAUUUUCACUCAUGGCGACGAUCAGUUCGUAUGGCACUUAAUGUGCGUAACAAAUUAGGGUUCAUUGAUGGCACAAUUGCUAAACCUCAAGAAGGUCAUCGUGAUGCUGGAUCUUGGUCGAGAUGUAACGACAUGGUUGCGACUUGGCUAAUGAACUCGGUGUCCAAGAAGAGUGGACAGAGUCUCUUGUUCAUCUCUACGGCUGAAGGUAUAUGGAAAAAUCUCCAAUCUCGUUUUAAGCAGAAUGAUGCUCCUAAAAUUUUUGAGAUAGAACAGAGACUUAGCUCGAUUCAACAAGGAUCUCUAGAUGUUAGUUCAUACUACACGGAAUUAGUCACUCUAUGGGAAGAAUAUCGUAACUAUGUUGAAUUGCCGGUUCACACUUGUGGAAAAUGUGAUUGUAAUGCCGCAACACUUUGGGAAUCUAUGCAACAUCGAAGCAGGGUUACCCAGUUUCUUAUGGGUCUUAAUGAGUGUUAUGAAUCUAUUCGUCGUCACAUCCUGGUAUUGAACCCCAUUCCAUCCAUUGAAGAUGCUUAUAAUAUGGUUGCACAAGAUGAAAGACAGAAGAGUCUUAAGCCAUCAUCAAGGCCAGAAAAUGUGGUGUUUCAGAAUACUAGACCUCCAAAUGCUCAAGAAUUUGCAUAUUAUGACAAUGUGGAUCAUGCGGCUUAUGCUGUUCAGAAUUCAUAUCGACCAAAGUCAAGACCUGUUUGUAUGCAUUGUGGACAAACAGGACACAUUGUUCAGAAAUGCUUCAAGCUAUAUGGAUAUCCUCCUGGAUAUAUCCCUGGUUACAAAAGUAACAAUCUCGCAGCACAAAGACCAUCAGCUCCACCUAAUUUUCAACCUCGAGCUCAAUUUCAACCCACAUAUCCUCCUCGUGGUAGAUUUGAGACUCCAAGACCACUUGCUGUGGCUAAUGUGAUGACUAACCCGUAUCCGUAUGUGCCUCCUCCCACUCAACCUGCAAUGAAUUUGGAUUUCAGCCACAUGAACCAAGAUCAAGUUCAGUUUCUUAUUCAACAGUUGAGUGCUCAUGUCAAUAUGUCUUCUCCUGUGGAAGCUUCUACUUCGAAUGCACCUACGGCUACUAUUACAGAACAUGGAGCGAUGGCACCUCAAUCUUCAUCGGAUUGAUACUCAUGACACUUCAUUUUUCACUGGAUCCUUGGAAGUUGAUGGCACUCUUUGGCACCAGCGCCUCGGGCAUCCGUCAUCUGACAAGUUACGUAAUCUUUCUAGUUUGUUACCGAUGUCAAAGUCUAGUAAGUCUUCUGAGUCACCAUGUUCCAUUUGUCCUUUAGCUAAACAAAAAUGCCUUCCAUUUGAGUCUAAUAAUCAUCUAUCUACUUCACCUUUUGAUCUCAUUCACUUAGAUGUUUGGGGUGCGUUUUAUACAGAGUCUGUAGAGGGUUAUAGAUACUUUUUAACAAUAGUUGAUGAUUGUACUCGUGUUACCUGGAUUUUUCUAAUGAAAUACAA